AUGACAGCCGCAAGUCCCGGGCGAAGGUGGGGUCGGCGGAGAAAGCGACCCUUGGAAUCCACGUCCAACCCAUCGGCGCGGGUUGGCGGGGGUCCCGCGUUCAACGUCCACUGGAGUGGUGACAGCAGCGACCAAGUACUGCAGCAGCAGCAGCAACGUCGGAGGGUGCUGAAUCUUCGACUGGCACACCAUAUUGACGCCCCGAGGCUGAGCUGCAGCAGCCGGUGUGCCCAACGGCUUCUCCUCCACACCAUUCACCGAGCCGGAUACCUGUCUCCUCAUCACCGAACCAAUUUCCCUGAAUGCAGUCCGUACGCCUCAGUACGCAUUGAAGACAACUCUUGGGCUGAUUUCUACUUGAACGGCGAGACUCGCCAAGGUUGCACCCCCGCCGCUGAACCGUCUCCUCCGCUUACUAGUUCCAAUCCUUCAAUAUUGGACUGGGACUGUACCCUCCGAACCACAACUACACAUUGCAAAGGGAACAGCAGCAUAAUGUCGAGGUCAAUACAGCUCAAGGAAGAAGGCAAUCGCCACUUCCAGCAGGGCGACUAUGCUGGCGCGGAGGCCCUGUAUUCCAAGGCCAUCAUUGCCGACCCGAAGAACCCCGCUCUAUACACCAACCGCGCAAUGGCACGCCUCAAGCUCGAGAUAUGGGAUUCGGUUGUGUCCGACUGUGAAUCGUGUCUCGGACUUACAACCGACAACCUCAAGGCCCACUACUACCUCUCCCAAGCCCAGCUCGCCCUCAAGGACUACGAUUCGGCCCUCACGAAUGCACAAAAGGCCCACCAGCUUUGCGUACAGACCGGCGAUAAGUCACUGGCGGCCAUCACCGCUCAAGUGUUGCGCGCGAAGAAGGAUAGAUGGGAUUGGAUGGAGAAGCGGCGAACACGGGAAGCACGACACCUCGAAAACGAAGUCAUUGAGCUGAUGGAGAAAGAACGUGAACAAGCCCUUACGAACGCAAUGGACGACGGGGAAAAGAGAGAGAUUGAGGCUGAAUGGGAGCAAAAGAUCGAGAUACUGAGAAGCACCUUUGAGAAGAGUCGCUCUGCCGAGGAGAAGAGACGUGAGGUUCCGGAGUGGGCCAUCGAUGACAUCAGCUUCGGCAUUAUGGUCGAUCCUGUACUGACAAAGACUGGAAAGUCUUACGAGAGGGCAUCAAUCAUGGAACAUCUCCGUCGUCACCCCAGCGAUCCCCUCACACGCGAGCCCCUACUGCCAUCCGAGUUGAGGCCUAAUCUUGGCCUGAGACAAGCCUGUGAAGAGUUCCUCGAGGAGAAUGGCUGGGCAGUGGACUGCACGGCGUUCAUGGUCUCGUUGGGCGCGAAGAAUACCGAGUUGAACACGACUUCACAAUCGCUACUCAGCGACUAUAGACCUCGGGGAAGCUUUUCUCAGGAGCUCCAUCAAUACAUACACAACCCCAGUCCCAAAACUAGCAUUAACGCAUCACAGCACCUGAAAGCAGUUUCUGACGGAGCUCUGGCUGCUAGGAUGUUGAUGGUAUUCCUCUUACGGGCCACUCAACCCUGA
Molecule: messenger RNA, 1539 nt
Organism: Colletotrichum lupini
Lineage: Eukaryota; Fungi; Ascomycota; Sordariomycetes; Glomerellales; Glomerellaceae
Product: U-box domain-containing protein
Exons: 7
Coding region: 1-1539 (512 amino acids)
Biological process (GO): proteasome-mediated ubiquitin-dependent protein catabolic process; cellular response to misfolded protein; protein quality control for misfolded or incompletely synthesized proteins
Cellular component (GO): cytoplasm
Molecular function (GO): ubiquitin protein ligase activity; protein-folding chaperone binding
Source: RefSeq, a predicted model, not a curated record